Sesamum indicum (sesame) is the source of this 702-nucleotide messenger RNA. RefSeq names its product two-component response regulator ARR14-like. NCBI's taxonomy places the organism in Eukaryota, Viridiplantae, Streptophyta, Magnoliopsida, Lamiales, Pedaliaceae. Gene Ontology annotation, molecular function: DNA binding. Gene Ontology annotation, biological process: cytokinin-activated signaling pathway; phosphorelay signal transduction system. The record is from RefSeq and is a predicted model, not a curated record.
UGUCGUUAUGGUUCGCGAGCUCAUCAUGAGAGACGACCUCGUCUCCAAAGAGGUUCUGAUUCUGCCAACUCUAAUUCACAUCGUUCAAGGACGAAAAGGUAUGGGACAUUCCCGCGUCUAAUACAAGGGUCUCAACCCCAAAAUCAGGACGACCAAAAUGACGGUCAAGGUUCUAAAGUGACAAGCGGCAACAUGGGAUAUUCGACACAUUCUACUGGCACACUCAACAUGGGACAACAAGGAACUUGGGACAGUAAUGUCUCAAAUUAUAGUACAGUGAAUGAAGUAAUUUCCAGUGACAAUGUGCAUGGAAGUAUGGUGGUUGCAUCAGACCAGGGGCUUCAAACUGAUGACUCCUUUGACUUUGUUUCUUCUACUGAUGGUCUAUUUUCAACUAAUUUUGAUUUGCAACAGUUUGACAACGGUCAUGUGGUCUCCAGCCAAGUUAAAGAUCCUACUACUGUUGUCAACACUCUGACAUCUGAUGCAACUAACGGCGAAGAGGAAUUUUGGAGUUCGUGGAUCGCAGAAUUUGCAAGGGAUUGUUGAAAGCAGAAAGUGCUACAUACAGCACAAGAGAGGAACAUAAAUUAAGAACAACAAUAUAUACUUUUAUUUUAAUUAUGGGAUUAAGUUUGAUGUAAGAAUUUACAUAGUUUCUAUUAAACCCUCUACAAAUAUGCAUUUCUUUUGUUAUAUAGU